AUGAGGGUCUCAACAUCAUGUACUCCACGAUUGUACAUCGUUUGUGGCUUUAUUGAGGGCCACGACCGACUUUUCAAUGAUUAUUUUGUUGAGAAUCUGGUUUAUCCUUAUGAUCGAUUCAGAAGAAGAUUUCGAAUGGGAUGUGCUAUAUUUCUUCACAUCCAAUUUGCAGUAGAGGCUCAUGAACCUUAUUUUCAGCAAAAAAUGGAUGCCGCUGGAAAGUUGAGGUUAUCUUCACUUGAGAAGAUUACAGCUGCAUUUCGAAUGCUUGCAUAUGGUGUCUCUGCCAACCUUUUGGAUGAUGAUGAUAUUGCGCGAUUGUUGGCUAUCGAUGAAAGUCAUGGCUUCCUCGAGAUAUUAGGAAGUAUUGAUUGCAUGCACUCGAAGUGGAAGAACUGUCCAACCGCUUGGAAGGGGCAGUUCACUGGCCAUAUUCACGAACCAACACUUAUAUUAGAAGUUGUCGCAUCGCUAGACAUUUCAAAAGGAUGCACUUGUCGAAAGGAUGUUGAGUGUGCUUUCAAUGUUCUUCAAACAAGGUUUACAAUAGUACGUGGGCCAGCUCGAUACUUCAAAUGUUCAACACUUCAUGAUAUAAUGUUGGCAUGCAUAAUAUUGCACAAUAUAAUCGUUGAAGAUGAACGACAUUUACACGUUCAACCUGACAUUACAAACAUGUAUGAUCAAGCUGAAGAUGGUCCUUCUAUGUCAGUACUAGAACACUUACGAACUCGUGAGUUUCGAGACUUUGUUGAGCAAUACAUUCGCAUCCAGGACAAAGAAAUACAUACCCAACUUCAAGCUGACCUUGUAAAGCAUUGGAACAUUCAUAGCAAUGCUUAG
Tripterygium wilfordii is the source of this 843-nucleotide messenger RNA. RefSeq lists its product as uncharacterized. The record is from RefSeq and is a predicted model, not a curated record. NCBI's taxonomy places the organism in Eukaryota, Viridiplantae, Streptophyta, Magnoliopsida, Celastrales, Celastraceae. The transcript has 3 exons. The coding region runs from base 1 to 843 and encodes 280 amino acids.